AUGGCCAAAACAGCUAAACCCAAGAAGAACCCGCUAGCCAACCCACGAUCCCGAGCCUCCAAACGAGCCUCUUCUCCCUCCAUCGACACGGAUAAAUCCUUGAAACAUGCCCCUCGUGUGUCCGACACUACUACGGUUCUCGCUGCAAAACCUUAUGGCGGCGUCACCAAAGCGAAGAAGAAGCACAAACAAUUGACUCGAGGACAGAAGAAAAGGCACGAAAAAGGGCUUGCUCGAGCAGAGGUGGUGCAGGACCAGUUGGCCAAAAAGGCCGACGUGUCCCAAAUGCGCCUGAAGAAGAUUCGAGAGAGGAAGUCCUUGUGGGACGAGACCAACGGCGCAGCGACAGCCUUCGACAGAGCGAAGAGGAUUCUGAAUCAAGGUGCCAAUGAAAUGAACAGCGAUGGCUGGGAAGAUGAAGAUAUGGAACAAUCAGAGACCAAGGUUGUGGAUGGUGUCAAACUACCUGCCUUCGCCCCGGCGACGAAGCUGGUCAUCGUCAACCGUACUGCCUCUUCAAACAACACCGAUGCAGAGGAUGAUAUCAACAACAUUACGUGA
This is a messenger RNA of Exophiala aquamarina CBS 119918, 561 nucleotides long. RefSeq lists its product as uncharacterized. NCBI's taxonomy places the organism in Eukaryota, Fungi, Ascomycota, Eurotiomycetes, Chaetothyriales, Herpotrichiellaceae. The transcript is spliced from 2 exons. Gene Ontology annotation, cellular component: preribosome, large subunit precursor; nucleolus. The record is from RefSeq and is a predicted model, not a curated record. Gene Ontology annotation, biological process: ribosomal large subunit export from nucleus. Bases 1 to 561 code for a protein of 186 amino acids.